AGGCCAGCAACAAUGUGACAGACAGCACAAAUCUGCGCUUCACCCGCAGCUGUGGACGAACCUACGCGCGGUUCCGUUUCACUGUGGUGCGACGUCUGGAGCACAAUGUCUCGUCGGGAGUCGGAACCGCAUCCUACACUGGCAUCCAGCGAGGAGCCCGUCCGCUUUUAGGGUGUCUGCUCGAUCCUGCUGGUCUCAUGGCCGUGACGAACUAGAACUGCCCAACAAGGGCCUCCAACUGACCUCUGGGCUCAGUCCCCAUUGUGGGGCUUAAAAGUUGGUGGGCUCGCAUGUGAGUGAUGAAGUCCAGUAUGAGGCAGUGGCGGAGGCUGGUGGUGGUGGGAAUGUUGGCAUGGGUUCUCCUCUUCCUGGGCCUUUUCUCCUAUUUCCUGGAUGCUCGUGUGGACAAGCCUGUGACCUCUGCCAGGUCUCUGUUGUCACAGCAUCCAGACACCCGUCGUCUGGCUUCAAUACAGGCUUCCCUCCACCAGCAGGCCUUCAUCGGGUCCAGACCUGAACCGGCUCUUACCGUGUCGUAUGCCAGAGACGAUUCAGAGACACCCAGCAGCUCGGUCACCACACCGGAGUCCAGUCUGGAGGCGAGCCGCAGCCCAAACAGUGCACCGUUCGCUGUUUAUGGCAGCCAGGAGGGUAGCCGCCAAGAUUACCUGGACCCACAGAGUCUGGCAGCUUGGUCCUCUUUUGGCACCGAGAAUGUGGACUCUCACUCUGACCCAGUGAUCCAGAGUCGGGAGAGAACAUCCCUGACUACGGAAUAUCAGAACCAGGCCACUAGAUGGCGCCAUGGUGUGGGUGACCAAGAAGAAGGUGAAGAAGAUGAGCAAGAAGAUGAGGAUCUUGGAAACAGAAUCCAGACCACAACUGGCAGGAGAUCUGGCAGAGACUCUUCGGAUCUGGAGGAAUAUUACUUUUCCAAGUCGGCGUCUAUAGUCAAGCGUCUGUGGAAGGGUCAGGCGUCAGCCGACAUGCUCAGCCUUCGUCUGCAACGGACUAUGAAGGACUACGUCAAUUCCAACAAACACCAGGUCUUUUAUCAGGGCCGACGCAGACCGGCACGGACCACCAAGGAACUGCUAUGUCAGAUGAAGUCUCAGGCCCGACUCAAGACUGUGGAUGGGUCGGAGCAGCCGUUCUCCUCUCUGGGCUGGGCCCAUCUGGUGCCAGAAGUUCCUCUGGAGAAACUUCACCAAGCGAAGGAUGGAAGCAGCUUGAAGACCUGCGCUGUGGUCAUGUCAGCCGGUGCAAUACUGCGCUCAGGACUGGGCAGAGAGAUUGACUCUCAUGAUGCUGUUCUGAGGUUCAACUCCGCCCCCACCGAGGGAUUCGAGCGAGAUGUUGGCAGCAAGACCACCAUUCGCGUCAUCAACUCUCAGAUUUUGGCAAACCCCCAACACCAGUUCACCACCAGCGCCAUCUACAGGAAUGUGACUCUCCUGGCCUGGGACCCGGCGCCAUACGCUGUUGACCUUCACAAGUGGUUUGCCAAUCCAGACUACAACCUAUUUGGUCCGUACACCAAGCGCCGGCGGCUUCAUCGGGACCAGCUCUUCUACAUCCUCCACCCCAGAUCCCUGUGGCAGCUGUGGGAUGUGAUCCAGGGAAACACUCAGGAAAACAUCCAGCCCAACCCGCCAUCAUCAGGCUUCAUAGGGAUCCUCCUGAUGAUGGCGCUGUGUGAGCAGGUGCACGUGUACGAGUACAUUCCCUCCAUGAGGCAGACGGACCUGUGCCAUUACCAUGAGCGUUACUAUGACGCCGCCUGCACACUGGGCGCCUAUCACCCCCUCCUCUUUGAGAAGAGCCUGAUUCGGCGGAUCAACAGCGGCCCAGAGAGCGACCUCUGGAGGAAAGGCCGGGUCACGCUUCCGGGCUUCAGCACUAUCGACUGUGAGAUAUGAAACCUCUGACAAGGUCCGAUUCUGAGAGUGCAGUGCAAUAACCGCCGAAGAGACGAGGAGGCUGCAGCUAACAGGUUCAGAUAUUAGAGCUCUGAGGAAGAUGAGCCGCAGCCCUGCAGGGCGGGAUCAACCCAUAGAGCUAGUUUUCAUCACGUCGGCUCAGGAGGUCGAGUCUCUGUGUGGACGGUGGACUCUUCUCCCUGCUUUAGCUGAGCCACGUUAGCUGUGGAGCUGACUAGCGUAGCAACAAAUCGGUGUUUUUCUAGGUGGAAGGUUUUCAACGUGUGUCUUGAGGAGAGCCGCCGUUUGGCCUGGCGGCUUUUUGUUAUGUUUUUUUUUUUUACACCAGGGUUUACAUGCAGGAGCAGCGCCGUGUUCCUGACAGAGGGUCUGACUCAAAUAGAGGUCACACGGUUUUAUAUACGAUGAAAUUACUCCGUCUGCAGCGUUGACUGGGAGUUAGCAGGAACAAUGGUGGCGACUGCAAGGAGGCGAACUGAUUGUUUCAUAAAAAAACGUGGAUAACAAAUGCGGUUUACGGCACGUCAUGCUACUGUUGAAAGCUAAUUUUGUCAAACUUUUUAUAUCAUGAUUAAAGUUUACAUCUUUUACUUUUGAAAGUACUUUCCUAUUUACGAGGACAUUUAAGCUAAUAAAAGAGGUGUUUAAGUCUUAGCGCUGCAUGACAAUAACUUCUACAUUGAAAGUCAAACCCGAAAAUGUGUCGUCACUGUGUGGACCCACUUCCCUGAUGGUCAUUGUUUUUGACCGUUUUGCGUCAAGAAAUCCUCAGCCGCGGCUCACUCCGCUAGCUAGCGAGCGUUAGCAUCCGCAGCAGCGUUUGACACCAGGUUAUGGCUCGGCCUGACACAGUGACGGAUUGAAAACUUAAAUUGCCUUCAUAAGGUAAAGAGAAGCUGGAAGUUAGUGUGGCAGGUUGCUACGGUGACGGACAGCUGACGUACGUUUUCUCUGCAGCUCAAGCUCGGCUGCUGCUUCCUCUGAUGUGUUUGGGAAAAUGGGAAAGUUACUUUCCUCUUGUACUUUCUGGACUGAAUGAUAAAUAAUUUGCGUGUGCAUGUGGACCAGUCGGCUGCCACUGCCUUUCUAAUUUGUUUUGCUUCCCACCCAAGUUAAAAGCCCGGGGUUUUUGACUGUGCGUUGGGAGAUAUUUUAAAGAAAGAUGGACGGGUGCAGACGCCAGGUGUGGAGCCAAACCUUGUCUAACGAAGGGAAAGUCACUUCAAACACAUGCGGAAGCAAGUUAGACAGCGGAAUAAUUUGGAAAUAAAGAUGUGUCACCACAGCGUGCUGACCAGACUGGUGCGUUCAGGGACCUCACACACUGGAGAAUCAACCAUUACACACUCUUUUGCAUGAUUAAUUCCACAAGCUUCCGUAUGAAAGAUGAGUUUUGUAGAGUUUUUAAUGGGAUUUCAAAUUAAUAUUGACAUGAUAUCAACAUGAUUCAUUUUUUAAUCUGCCCGGGAAAAUGUGUUAAAAUAUUUGUCCUUCAGUGGUUUAAACAGGAUCUUUUGAGUAUUGUUUACAAAUUCCUGCAUUGAAAUUUUACAUAUUUAAGGUUUAAGUUUAGCGACAAGCAGUUGACCGUUUGACUGCUAACGUCUCGGAAGCUUUAGCAUAUCGACACUGCGAUCAGUGAAGUCACUCAGGAGAUGCCAGGGAGGAAGUGCGUUGUAACCGUCUCGGUCAUUGUGAUCGACGAAUCAGAGUGUUUGAUGUCACGUGCUAAAAGUUAGGAUGGAUUUGUUUUUUUGUUUUGUAAACCACUGAAUGAUAGAUCUUUUUGGGUGACAGAAGUUUCUUUAUUCACCUGCCUGAGCCAUUGCAGCUACAAGGGCCGACGCUCCAGUCGAAGACGUUCUGUUGAUCUUUGUUUUCUUGCGACAUAUUAACAUAGCUCUCCGUAGAGGCGAGCUGAGGCAGUGUGUUCAUAUGUUGCACCUGAUCGAAGCUGUGGAGGAGGUGGGGUGUGUUUUUCCCAAGACGUGAGUGUUCACUUGAAAGAAGUUGUUUUAUUCAGGCGGCGUACUGACCGUAGAUCUUAGUCAGUCACGUGACUGUUUUGGCUCCACAGUUUCGCCCCUCAGCUCAGACAUUUUAAUUGAAUGUAAUGUCACUGGUCAAUCCAGUCGCAGAGCUAAUAUUCCCAUCAUCCCCUUCUCACGGACGAAGACCAAAGUGUCUCAUGUUCCUGAAUCCUCGAAUAUUGUGCGGAGCUCAGCGCGGAGAUCAUGGAAGAGGAAUGUGAACCUGUAAUAUCUUCAGACUUGUCUCUGGAUCUAGGUCCUUCCGUAGCCUUAGAUAGAAGCUGCGGACAGAAAUGAACCGUGCCAUUAUUGGUGUGAAAAAAUGUGAAAAAGUGUUGUGAUUGUCCGUAGAGCAAUCCUGGACGAUGUGGUCAAUGUGAGCUCACGUAGAGCCAAAUUAGCUUUGGACUUAUUUUAUAUUAAAAAGUAGCAGUUUGUCAGUCAUUUUUAAGGCGUCUAACUUCUUCUGUUGCAACACCGGGCAAAAAAGUGAGUGUAGAUAAGUGGUCAUCAUGUGUGUAUGAAACGGUAACGGUUGCAACUUUACAUAUUUAUUUCACAUUACAUUUUACAUUUCUGUGCUUAAACUUGAAUUAUGUUGUCAUCUCAUUUGCACUACUUCACAUAUAUUUCACGAGGAACUGAGAUGUAAGCAGGAGGUUGUUUUAAUUCACUGUUCAUUUCAUUGAUGAUUCUAAGUCAUGUAGAAAUAAAAGUAAAAAAGUAUCAUGGAAAUGUAAGUAAAAAUCCCACACUUUCUUUAGCUAAAUUGAAUAUAAUAUUCAGUGAGUUUUUUGCCUUAAACAGCCCACUUUCUCUGUUUGUUUUGGGCUGUUGAAGUGGGAUCCUGCUGACCCGCCUGCCCUGCUGUACGCCACCGCACCUCUCCAUGAAAGUACAGAGAUAUUUCAUAGCUCGUGAUUGUAACUCUCUGAAGGUACUUCUUCUCUGUAUUCGCCACAUCAGGGCUCUUCAACCAUCUGUGCUCACGUGGCUGGUUUGUUGGUCGACUGAAGGUUGCAGUGCAUGCUAGUGGGCGCCAGGCUGGUAGUUUCAGUGACUUCUUAUCUGUAUCUUGUGCCAACUUAUUGUGGAACAUGUGAGUAUUUAUUGAAAUGGGAAGAGAGGAUUUGGUUGUAACCAUCAGGUGACCCUCAUUUUUGCACCACACUGCCUCUGCUGGUGGAUUUCAGUCGCUUCAUUUAAGUUGUUUUACCAUGACUAAAAGCUGAUCUUUGGUCCCCCCCCACUGGAGAAACUUUCAAUAACUUACAGAUCCUAGGUGCUAACUGUUGACAGGUGUUUGGUGCUUGUGAGUCACCUUUCUUUAUUCUGACAUUAAAAGUCACACCAGAUUGGAGUUAUGCUCCCCAAAAUCGGGUUGAUUCGAAUUCAAACUGGUGAAUCUGCAUCCAGCGUGUCCACCAGUUCCCUCCCAGCAGCCUUAGGGACUUUGUUCUGUCUCUUAUAACACUUGAAUUGAUGUUUGAAAGGAACAUUUGUAUGAUUUCUGCUGUUGCUCUUGGUCUUUUCUAUGAUAUAAAGUUGUUGUA
This is a messenger RNA of Synchiropus splendidus (mandarinfish), 5523 nucleotides long. RefSeq names its product ST6 beta-galactosamide alpha-2,6-sialyltranferase 2a (gene st6gal2a). Bases 300 to 1919 code for a protein of 539 amino acids. The record is from RefSeq and is a predicted model, not a curated record. Gene Ontology annotation, molecular function: sialyltransferase activity. NCBI's taxonomy places the organism in Eukaryota, Metazoa, Chordata, Actinopteri, Syngnathiformes, Callionymidae. The transcript has 7 exons.